AUGAAUAUGGAAGUGGAUAGUGUUGCGGAAAUCAAACGGCACAACAGUUUUACAAGCCCAAAUAACAAGAGACCUCCUAUUACGAGGCGUGUAGGAAGGGAACGCUGUCACAGUUACAACCAUACUCCUGAAAAAAGAUCUUUAGAUAGUCGUUUGGCUGUUCCAAGGAAAUUAUCAAUGGAACAAUGCAUGGAAACCGAUAGGGCACAUUGUGCAACUGAUACGGGGAACAAUGAGGUGCCGGCCACAAUGACUCGUAACUCGGCGAAAACUCCUCAACGCUAA
Diatraea saccharalis (sugarcane borer) is the source of this 285-nucleotide messenger RNA. NCBI's taxonomy places the organism in Eukaryota, Metazoa, Arthropoda, Insecta, Lepidoptera, Crambidae. The record is from the annotation of a GenBank genome assembly.